AUGUCUCACGGUCCUGAGAAUGACUCCCCACACUCCGAUGAUCCCGAUGUCAUGGUUGCCCCGUUGUUGAAGCAAUUCGAAGGCUCUACCUCCAAUACAAUCCCCACGAGCAUAAGCAAUGUGCCUGAUGCACCUCAGCAUGAGGCAAUCGAUUUGGAUGGAGCUCUUGCCAAUCAACUGGAAUCUUUCUCAAUCAUUGUCCCUACGGUUGACAACCAAGAGGACUAUGAUUAUCUGCCUGGGCAUUCUGUGGCUCACCGGGUCUUACGUGUGGAUUCGGAAGCUUCUAAGGACCCUUUGUAUUCAGUGAGGCUUCAGAGUGGAGAACGUACCACUAUGACACUCGCUCAGUUAAUGGACAUGUCAAAUGGACCACAGGCACUGGAACAGUUUGAUUCUGAGGCAGAGUCAAGCAAUGCAGAAUCAAGCGAAGAUGAGAUUGAGGUGAUCAGAUACUCUCGCUUCUUGGGGGAUGGGCCUGCAUCGGAUGACUCGAACAUGGAAUCCUCAAGCGCACCAAGAUCACGCUUGCGACGCCGGACCACAAAGACUGGCCGAUACAAAGAAGCCUACCGCAUCCAAGACAGCGACAGUGACCAGGCCAGUGAUGACCAACAGAGCUCGAGUGAUGAACUCAACGGCCCACAGACAUACACACGGUCUCAGAUGCGGCGAAGCAUCAGAAGAUCCACCCGCACAUCUUUCCUCGAGGGAGAUGAUGCAUUGUCCAGAGGCGCCCGUGUGUCAAGCCGUCGGAAAAAAGUCAAGCGGUCCAACCUGCAGGAGCGGCUGGAAGAUGAUGAAUUCUCCGAGGCUGAGAGUGUUACUCCGAGGCAGCAGAAGUUUACUGGGGCCAAAGAGAUCUUCUAUGAGCUGUCCCAUGAUGAUGAGUUCAGACAACAACAUUUUGCCUGCUGUUCUACCUGCACUUUCUACGAAGAUGAUCCGGUCAAGGGACCCUUGGUUUUCUGCCAAGGGUGUACUUCCUCUUAUCAUCAAUCUUGUCUUGGUCCUCGAAGCAGCCGAGAACAUAUUGUAACCAAGGUUGGUGAGAAACAGUUCAUUCUCCAAUGCCGUCGGUGUUUGGGAGUUGCCCAUGAAAGACACAGCACCAGCCCAAAUCUGGGCCACUGUGCUGUGUGCCGAGAGGGAGGCCCGAUGUCUGAGCCUCUACGAGAGCGUCUCACCACUCGGGAAGAACAACAACUGCGGACAGCCAACGGCGGCACGGAUCCAAUCACCCCGAUCGACAUGGGUCUUGUGAACAACAUCAACAAUGUUCUUUUCAGAUGCACCAGUUGUCAACGUGCUUUCCACGUGGAACAUCUUCCGGCAAGCCAAGACCAGGAUCUUUCGGAUGUCUUUGCUCAGUAUAGCCUUCACUGGCAGUGUCCUGAUUGCUCUCGAUCUAAUGGAGAUAUCGAGGAGUUGGUUGCAUGGCGACCUAUCAAUUCCGAGGUCAAAGCCGCCGGGCGGUUUGCUGAGUUCAUCCCUGAGGUUGACAAGGAAUAUUUGAUCAAGUGGAAGAAGAUGUCUUAUUUUCGCACCACUUGGAUGCCUGGGGAUUGGGUGUGGGGAGUCAGCAAUCCGGCUAUGCGCAGAGCGUUCUUCAACUCACCAAAAGCCCGCAAACCGAUCAUGGAAGCGGCAGACGCGAUUCCUGAAGACAAUCUCCGAGUGGACAUCUUAUUUGAUGUGGAAUACUCAGAAGAUGCCAAUCUUCCAGGCGAUGAAACUAACCCGGACACGGUCUUGCGCGCAUAUGUCAAGUACAAAGGCUUGAAUUACGAAGACGCUGUGUGGGAAUCACCCCCUGAUCGGAGCCAGACUGCUCGAUGGGACGACUUCAAGACUGCAUUUGAUGACUGGGUGUUCCGAGACACAAUCCACCUUCCAAAUCGAACCACACUCAAGAAUCACCUCGCAACGGUUCGCGCACAAGACUUCGAAACACGUUUGCUUUUGAAAACCCAGCCUGAACUAGUGACCGGUGGCGACCUCAUGGAUUACCAAAUGGAAGGACUGAACUGGCUGUACUACAAGUUCCUGAAGCAGGAAAAUGCCAUUCUUGCCGACGACAUGGGUCUUGGAAAGACCAUUCAGGUCAUUGGACUUUUUGCGACGCUAAUCAGACGACACUUAUGUUGGCCGUUUUUGGUCGUGGCACCGAACUCCACCGUUCCGAAUUGGCGGCGUGAGAUAAAGAUGUGGGCCCCAGGAAUCCGGGUCGUCACGUACUAUGGCUCUGCGUUCGCUCGUCAGAUGGCCAAAGACUAUGAGAUGUUCCUCGAAGGUAGCAAUGAUCUCAGGUGCCACGUGGUGAUCGCGUCCUACGAGAGCAUGGUUGACGAAGAAGCGAAGAAAGCGUUGUCCAAAACCCACUGGGCAGGGUUGGUCGUGGAUGAAGGACAACGUCUCAAGAACGAUAAAUCCCAACUUUAUGAGCGCCUCUCCCUCAUAAAGUUUGGGUUCAAAGUUCUCUUGACUGGCACUCCUCUUCAAAAUAACAUUCGGGAGCUGUUCAACCUGAUUCAAUUCCUUGAUCCGAACGAAAAUGCCGAGGACCUGGAAAAGCAUCAUGGAGCUCUCACCUCAGAAAACAUUCGAUCUCUUCACGAAAUGAUCCGGCCAUUUUUCCUGCGUCGGACCAAGGCUGAGGUGCUGCCGUUCUUGCCGCCGAUGGUCCAGAUCAUUGUGCCUCUUUCAAUGUCGGUUGUGCAAAAGAAACUCUACAAGUCGAUUCUGGGGAAGAAUCCCCAACUCAUCAAGGCGAUCUGCAAGAAACAAAAUGGACAGUUGAGGAAGUCAGAGCGACACAACCUGAACAACAUUUUGGUCCAACUCCGGAAGUGUCUUUGCCAUCCCUUCGUGUACAACAAGGAUAUUGAAGAACAGACGUUUGACCCGGCCAUGGCUCACAAACACUUGGUGGAGGCAUCAGGAAAACUUCGGUUACUUAACCUGAUGCUGCCGAAACUUCGGGAGCGUGGGCACCGCGUUUUGAUUUUCAGUCAGUUCCUGGAGAACUUGGACAUCGUCGAGGAUUUCCUUGAAGGCGUUGGCCUUCACUACCGUCGUUUGGAUGGGCGGCUGUCGUCUCGGCAGAAACAACAACAAAUUGAUGAAUUCAAUGAGCCAAAUUCGCCCUUCUUUGCUUUUCUGCUGUCUACCCGUUCUGGCGGGGUUGGCAUCAACCUGGCCAGUGCAGAUACCGUUAUCAUUAUGGAUCCGGACUUCAACCCCAAGCAAGACAUGCAGGCAUUGUCUCGGGCUCAUAGAAUCGGGCAGAAGAACACUGUCCUUGUGUUCCAUUUGGUGACGCGAGCUACCGUGGAGGAGAAGAUCAUGCAAAAAGGCAAAAGAAAAUUGGCCCUUGACCAUGUGCUUAUUGAACGCAUGGAGGCUGACGAAGACGAAGACGAUCUGGAAUCCAUUCUGAGGCAUGGGGCCCAGGCCUUGUUCGAUGAAGACGACUCAGCGGACAUUCAUUAUGAUUCGGAGGCCCUUGAUAAACUCUUAGACCGCAGUCAAGCCGAAAAAGCCAACGAAAUGGCACACGAUGUGGCAGGUUCGUCUGUGGAUCAGCCCCAGUUCAAUUUUGCUCGUGUGUGGCAGAGCGCGCGCGGCACCUUGGAAGAGGUGACCGAGACUGAGGACAAACCCCUGGACGUGACUGCUUGGGAGGCGAUCUUGCGUGAACGAGAACGUGAUGCCACCGAGGAAGCACAGCGAAAAGCCGAGGGCCUUGGUCGUGGCAAGCGGAAGCGGGCUACUGUUGACUACCGCAACAGGGAAGAGGCCAAUGAACGUGAACUCGAAGAAGCCAUCCAGCCUUCACCGGUCAAAAUUCGGAAGCCCAAUGACAGCGAUGGCGAAUUCCAGCAAGAAGACGAGGGGGAGGAAACCGAGUCUGUGAACGAUGCCGCAGAAGAUGCGAUGGACAUUGAUACUGCUGGAGCAGCGGUGGCUCCAAUGACUGAACCGAAAAACCGUCCCUUCAAGCGCGUCGACUCGCCCCCUCCGUUGCCACCUGCUCUGGAUGGCGUUUCGGAGCCCGGUCCUUCUUGCAUGGCAUGUCAACAGUACCAUGUGUCAGGCCGGUGUCCCCUGAGGCUCGCCGGCGUCGAGCACUGUCCGCUCUGUGGCCUGGCGCACUUUGGAAGAAACCGUACCUGUCCGCAUCUUACUUCCGAGCUGCAAGUGCGGCGCAUGCUGGUUGCGCUUUCUUCCAGCAAUGAGUCUCGUGAGCUGGUCGCUUUGGCGAAGAAGUACUUGCGCGGCGUUCUCGGUAGCAUGGGACAACAGCAACGCCGGAAGGAUGCGAAAGAUGCUGCCAAGCAGGAGGCUCAAAUCUCUCCGGUUUCUCAUUCCCAUCCUAUGCCAGCCCCUGCACCGCCGGGCCCCAGCACUACUGCUCAGCCUUCUGCACCUAGCCCGCCGGUCAUUGAUCUGACUUCCGAUCCAAAACCUGCGUCCCAUCAUCCUCUGCCUUCGUUCCAUCACCCCCCGCAUUGGUCACCUGCGUCAUCUUAUCAGAACUUCCCCCUCGCUUGA
Messenger RNA from Penicillium alfredii, 4554 nucleotides. RefSeq lists its product as uncharacterized. The record is from RefSeq and is a predicted model, not a curated record. Lineage: Eukaryota; Fungi; Ascomycota; Eurotiomycetes; Eurotiales; Aspergillaceae. Gene Ontology annotation, molecular function: ATP binding; chromatin binding; DNA binding. Gene Ontology annotation, cellular component: nucleus; chromatin. Bases 1 to 4554 code for a protein of 1517 amino acids. The transcript is spliced from 3 exons. Gene Ontology annotation, biological process: negative regulation of transcription by RNA polymerase II; chromatin remodeling.